Penaeus monodon (black tiger shrimp) is the source of this 1037-nucleotide messenger RNA. RefSeq lists its product as uncharacterized. The transcript has 7 exons. The coding region runs from base 93 to 1037 and encodes 314 amino acids. The record is from RefSeq and is a predicted model, not a curated record. NCBI's taxonomy places the organism in Eukaryota, Metazoa, Arthropoda, Malacostraca, Decapoda, Penaeidae.
ACAAAAUUGUUCGUUCUUUAGCUAUUAACGCCCCAUCAAACGGCUAAAUACCCGGGCUAUUUACAUCCGUCGGUGUUAUUACAUGCACAUAGAUGCAGGGGAAGUUUUUGCUGUUGGUGACUGCGUCUGUGGGCGUCCUGUGUUUGAUUGCGACGCUCCUCUGGAUCAGCGAAGACCCAUUUGACGCCCAAAGUACGCCAGUGUUGUGGAGAAUGAACAAAUUAAAUAAAGUGCAAAGGGAGAUUUUAGACUACAUUGAUCGCCUUUACUGUAAUGCCUUCGACGUGCUGCCAUCUGGCGGAUUUUGUGUGAGUGACACAAAGGCGUUUAAUGGCGGGAAUUUCCACUGGGAUGGCAAGCUCUGCAGGGCGCUGGAGGACCUGUUCGGACGCGCGACCGUGGCUGACUUCGGCGCCGGUCUGGGUCACUACGGCCAGUGCUUCCUCAGGAGUAACGAGAGCUUCGUGGCCAGCGAGGAUAGGAUCGAAAUGGCGAAAAUGGCGGCGAAGUUCGAGCAGGAGAUGGCGGGCGCGAAUCUGACCGGCAGAGGGCAGGUCGUUCGCUCGUGGAAAGGUUGGGACGCGGCAGCCAACGUGAGCCGCCUGAGCCACGGGCGAAUCCGGCGGCUGAACCUCGCUCGCCGCGCGGACGUCGGCGAGAGGUUCGACUGGGUUCUGAGCCUCGAGGUCGGCGAGCACAUCCCGAGGCAGUCCGAGGGGGUCUUCCUCGAUAACCUCGUGAGGCACGCCUGCACAGGCAUCGUCCUGUCGUGGGCCGUGCCAGGUCAGGAUGGGCACCACCACGUCAACAACCGAGAAAAUGACUAUAUUAAGGCGAGCAUGACGAAGCGGGGUUUAGUGGUCGACGCGGAGGCCGAGAGGAAGCUGCGGGAGGCUGCCACGCUGUUUUGGUUCAAGGACACACUUAUGGUUUUCAAGUUCCCGGCGAAGAGGUGUUGUGCACACUCGAAAGCAGUUAUUUGUGCCUUUGAGCUUGGAGGCAAUUUAUCAAGUGUAACGCCUAUUACAGAGCAGUGA